UAUUUUUUUUUUCCUCCAAACAUUUUUUCUGCACACACAUAUAAAUAUAGCUAAAGACACGUACAUAUCUGUCUCUCGUAUUGGAAUUGCAAAUCCAUCAAGAUAUUUUGGUAUUGAUAUUUUAUAGAUAUGGCUGGUAUGUGUUGUGGUGUUGUGGGAGAUACAAAGACGACGUCCACAGUUGAACCCAGCAGUGGACGUCAAGGCAGACGUCGCCGGAUGGAAAUCCAUCAGCUACAAUUCUUAGCUGAUGCAGCUUCUAAGGUCGUCAUGCCUUUGCCUGAAAGUAGCAAUAGAAAAAGAAGAAAAGUUGAAAUACUAGAAGCGAUUCAAAAUACUACUAGUACUGGUGGGGAUGGUCACGAUGUUGCUCCAAAACAGGCCGAGGAAGAAGUUGUUGGAACAUCGUCGCAAACCUUGAACGAGGAUGUGUUGCACAAAGAGAUGUCUAGAUUUGGUCUUACGGUUGUUUGCGGGAGAAGAAGAGAUUUGGAAGAUGCUGUUGCGGUUAAACCUUCUUUUUGUCAAUCGGAUUCUCAGGAUCUUCACUUUUAUGGCGUGUACGAUGGCCACGGAUGUUCACAUGCGGCAAUGAAAUGCAAAGAUAGAAUGCAUGAGAUAGUGAAAGAAGAAGUUGAGAACAGCGAGAAACCAAUAGAAUGGAAAGAUACAAUGGUGAAAUGCUUUUCAAAAAUGGAUAAAGAUGUAACCGAGUGGAGCAAUCGUGCUUCUAGCUCAAAUUGUAGAUGUGAGCUUCAAACUCCACAGUGUGAUGCUGUUGGAUCUACUUCCGUAGUUGCCCUUGUCGCUCCUGAUAAAAUUAUCGUCUCUAAUUGCGGCGAUUCACGGGCUGUACUUUGUAGGAAUGGUGUUGCCAUCCCUCUCUCAACGGAUCAUAAGCCUGAUCGACCCGACGAACUUGAACGAAUUGAAAAGGCGGGUGGCCGUGUUAUAUAUUGGGAUGGUGCUAGAGUUCUUGGUGUGCUAGCCAUGUCUAGAGCAAUCGGUGAUAACUAUUUGAAGCCAUACGUGAUACCGGAACCGGAAGUAACCGUAACGGAACGUACAGCUGAAGACGAGUGUCUUAUCCUUGCGAGCGACGGCUUAUGGGACGUAGUAUCAAACGACGUAGCAUGCAGCGUCGCUCGCAUGUGUCUGAGCUCUCAGGAGGUCCCAUCACCGCCGCGUUCGCCCGGAAGUGAGCUAAACGUGGCGCGUGGUGAGAGCUCAGACAAGGCAUGUUCCGAUGCUUCAAUACUUUUAACCAAAUUAGCCUUGGCUAGAAGAAGCACGGAUAACGUUAGCGUUGUGGUGAUUGAUCUAAGAAGAAAUCUAUAACAAUAAUAAUGACACUCUUUGUUUUUAUUAAAUAGAAAUUUAAGCAAUUUUUUUUUGUUUCUUUAACAUUGUUUCAUCAAAGAUGGAAAGGUUUGAUGUAUUAUUGUUAACGAUAACGAUAUUAAUUAAUUUUAUCAUUAUUAUAA
Molecule: messenger RNA, 1484 nt
Organism: Erigeron canadensis
Lineage: Eukaryota; Viridiplantae; Streptophyta; Magnoliopsida; Asterales; Asteraceae
Product: protein phosphatase 2C 37-like
Exons: 4
Coding region: 130-1338 (402 amino acids)
Biological process (GO): protein dephosphorylation
Cellular component (GO): cytosol; nucleus
Molecular function (GO): protein serine/threonine phosphatase activity; cation binding
Source: RefSeq, a predicted model, not a curated record